GCCCCCAUAUAAAAUGCUGCGGUAGCUAUGGGGGCGGCUCAGUACAAGGGGCAGUGGAGCGGCGUGAGGAUAUUUACUGACUCCCGGGAACGAGGGAUUUAACCGGGGGAGGCACCGGAUUAUACAAACGGGAACCGACACGCCAGCUCCGAUUACCAGCUGGAUGCCGGAAAAGAAGAAACCACAUGUAAUAUCCACUGACAUCAGAAGCUAAACUCUUUCUGCAAAGCAUUAUGGGGCCUUUGCAGAGUCUUUUCCUCCUCAUUUGUACCUUACGAAAGGGCGCCUCUUUGUUCCCAACCUUUGCGGUGUCGGAUACAUCUCUUACUCACCUUGCAGUGCAUAAACACACAGGCGAUGUCUAUCUUGGAGCAGUGAACAGGAUCUUUAAACUCUCAGAGAAUCUGACUGAAUUGCGGUCCCAUCUCACCGGCCCCAUUGCAGAUAAUUCAAGCUGUUACCCUCCUCCAAGUGUGCGUGUCUGCACCCACAAGCUGUCACCUACCGAUAAUGUCAACAGGCUCCUGCUGAUAGACUACACUGGGAAACGGGUGGUUGCUUGUGGCAGUGUCUGGCAGGGGAUCUGUCAGUUUCUACGGCUUGACGACCUCUUUAAGUUGGGUGAACCUCACCACCGCAAAGAACAUUAUCUGUCAGGGGCUCGAGAGGCAGAUUCUAUGGCUGGAGUUAUUGUGGACCAGGACCUGGAGCAGAGUAAGCUUUUCAUUGGUACCUCCAUAGAUGGCAAAUCUGAAUACUUCCCAACGCUAUCCAGUCGCAGAUUAGUGCAGGAUGAGGAGAGUGCAGAAAUGUUCCGUUUGGUUUAUCAGGAUGAGUUUGUCUCAUCCCAAAUCAAGGUGCCCUCUGACACAUUGUCCCUGCACCCAUCCUUUGACAUAUACUAUGUGUAUGGAUUUGUCAGCAAGAUUUUUGUUUAUUUCCUCACACUCCAACUGGACACACAACAGACUUUGCUGGAUGCCACAGGGGAGAAAUUUUUUACUUCAAAAAUAGUACGGAUGUGUUCUGGAGACCUUGAGUUUUACUCUUAUGUGGAGUUUCCAAUUGGCUGCACCAAAGAUGGAGUUGAAUACAGGCUCAUUCAAAGUGCUUACCUCAGUCGGCCUGGCCAGAAAUUGGCAGAAGCUCUCGGGAUCCCAGAAGAUGAAGAAGUCUUGUUUACAGUUUUCUCUCAGGGACAGAAGAAUCGCUCCAACCCACCUAGGGAGUCAGUACUUUGUCUCUUCACCCUUAGCCAAAUCAACCUUCAUAUCAAGAUGCGCAUCCAGUCUUGCUACCAUGGAGAAGGAAAAUUGUCCCUGCCGUGGUUGCUCAAUAAAGAGUUAUACUGCAUCAGCACGCCCAUCCGUAUUCACGAUGCUUUCUGUGGGCUGGCUCUCAAUCAGCCAAUCGGGGGUCUGCAGGUGAUUGAAGGUAUUCCCCUCUUGGAGGAAAAGGUGGAUGGAAUGGCUAGUGUAGCAGCUUAUAGCUACAAUGAGCAUUCUGUGGUCUUUGUGGGCACCCGUGCAGGAACACUGAAAAAGAUCCGUGUGAAUAGCCCCACAGAUGUUGCCCUUUAUGAGAGUGUUCCAGUGGUUAUAGGAAAGCCGAUCCUCAGAGACAUGGUAUUCAGCCCUGACUGGCAGUCCAUAUACAUCCUGAGUGAGAAACAGGUGAGCAAAGUUCCUGUUGAAAGUUGCCAGCAAUACAACUCGUGCAUUUCUUGCCUGGGAUCUGGAGACCCACAUUGUGGUUGGUGUGUCCUACACAACAGGUGCUGCCGCCGAAGUGAGUGUGAGCGAGCUGAAGAGCCAAACCGCUUUACUGCUAACAUUAGUCAGUGUGUACAUUUGGAGGUGACCCCAAACAAUGCAUCAGUCAGUGUCCCCGAACAGAUGCUGACCCUCUCUGUGAGGAAUGUUCCCAGUCUGUCUGCAGGAGUUACCUGCUUGUUUGGGGACAUGGCUGAGAGUGAGGCCACAAUUGGAGAUGAAAACAUCCACUGUUUCUCUCCCUCUGCUCCCCAAGUUCCUGCAGUGAUUGGGGGGUCCGGUGCCAUUCACACUAUCCAGAUAUACCUGAAAUCCAAGGAAACUGGGCUGACAUUUGCCAGCUCUGACUUUGUUUUCUACAAUUGCAGUGUUCUCCAGUCGUGUCUUUCAUGCGUGAGCAGCCCGUACUCCUGCCACUGGUGCAAGUAUCGUCACUUAUGUACUCACAAGGCUGAGGAGUGCUCCUUUGUUGAGGGACGCGUUAAUAGCACUGAGGGUUGUCCAGAGAUUAUACCAACUGGUGAAAUAUUAAUUCCUGUUGGAGUAGUGCAACCAAUCACAUUGAAGGCCAAAAACCUGCCUCAGCCUCAGUCCGGCCAGAAGAACUAUGAGUGUGUGUUCAACAUCCAAGGGAAAGUGCAACGUGUCCCAGCUGUGAGGUUUAACAGCAGCAGUGUGCAGUGCCAGAAUACCUCCUACACUUACGAAGGCAAUGAGUCGGGAAACCUUUCUGUGGGUUUCUCUAUUGUGUGGGACGGACACUUUUACAUUGAUAAGCCAUCCUCAUUUAAGGCUUUGCUGUAUAAGUGUCCAGCUCAGAGAGAGAGCUGCGGUCAAUGUCUUAAGGCAGAUCCCAGAUUUGAAUGUGGCUGGUGUGUAUCUGAGGGAAAGUGCCUCCUUCGCCAAUACUGUGGCAAUUCCAAAACCAACUGGAUGCAUCUAAGCAAGCGGAACAUGCGCUGUAGCUACCCCCGAAUUUCUGAGAUACAGCCACUGACUGGCCCCCGUGAAGGGGGUACAAAAGUCACAAUUACUGGCUCCAACCUUGGGCUUCAUUACAAAGAGGUGUGGGUUCAGGUGGCAGGAGUACAGUGCACAUCUGUGCCCUCUGAAUACAUCAGCGCAGAGAGGUUUGUCUGUGAGAUGGAAGAGUCAUUAGUCCCUAGUCCUGCUCCAGGUGUAGUGGAGUUGUGCAUCGGUGACUGCAGUGCAGAAUACCGGAGCCACUCGGACCAGCUGUACACAUUUGUGACCCCGAGCUUCCAUGCUGUAAGCCCCAAUAGAGGCCCAUCCUCGGGGGGGACACAUCUCACCAUCAGUGGCAGAAAUCUGGAUGCUGGCAGCUCCGUGACUGUGUUACUGAGAGACUCUGAGUGCCAGUUUGUCAGGCGGACUCUGCGGGAGAUUAUCUGCAUCUCCCCCUUUUCAUCUCAGGGGCCCAAACCUGCACACAUCACGCUCCGAAUUGAUAAAUCUAAUAUUCUAAACAUGGAUGUGAUUUACCAGUAUACAGAGGAUCCCACCAUUUCUCAACUGGAACCAGCCUGGAGUAUCCUAAAUGGCAGCACUUGGAUCACUGUGAGUGGCACUCACCUUUCCACCAUUCAAGAACCGCAGGUUCGAGCCAAAUAUUCCGGAAUUGAGACCAUCAACUCUUGUCAGGCAGUGAAUGACACAUUGAUGCUCUGCAAGGCUCCAGGUAUCUACAUAUCAAAUGGGGAAGCCGUUCAAGAAGAGGGGUUACAGCCAGAUGAAUUUGGAUUUAUACUGGAUAAUGUCACCAGCCUCCGUACCCUGAACUCCACCAUAUUCACAUAUUAUCACAACCCGACCCUGGAAUCCUUUGGGCCAAGUGGAACCUUAGAAAUUAAACCAGGAUCUCAUGUUAUCCUUAAGGGAAAGAAUCUGCUUCCAGCAGCUCCAGGAGGGGCCAAGUUAAACUACACUGUGCUGAUAGGGGACCAGCCAUGCUCUCUGACUGUGUCAGACACUCAACUGCUGUGCGACUCUCCCAGCCAAACGGGAGAGCACAAAGUCACAAUUUUGGUUGGUGGGAUGCAGUUCUCUCCAGGCAGUCUGCGAAUAUAUGCAGACAGCUCCCUCACCCUACCAGCCAUAGUGGGAAUAGGAGCUGGAGGAGGGUUACUGCUUCUUGCUAUUAUUUUUGUUCUCAUCGCUUACAAGAGAAAGACAAGAGAUGCUGAUCGCACCUUGAAGAGGCUUCAGAUGCAGAUGGACAAUCUGGAAUCACGUGUAGCCCUGGAGUGCAAAGAAGCAUUUGCAGAGCUCCAGACUGACAUCAAUGAGCUGACCAAUAACAUGGAUGGCGUUAAGAUCCCAUUUCUAGAUUACAAAACAUACGCUAUGCGAGUUCUUUUCCCAGGGAUAGAAGAUCACCCUGUACUGAAGGAAUCUGAUGUCCCCUCCAAUGUGGAGAAAGCCCUGCGGCUUUUUGGGCAGCUUCUAAAUAACAAAACGUUUCUGCUGACAUUUAUCCACACUCUUGAAAGUCAGCGAAGUUUCUCUAUGCGGGAUCGAGGCAACGUGGCAUCUCUGACCAUGGUGGCUCUGCAGGGACGGAUGGAGUAUGCUACUGUUCUGCUCAAGCAACUUCUCAGUGACCUCAUUGAAAAGAACUUGGAGAGUAAAAACCACCCCAAACUGCUACUGCGGAGGACAGAAUCUGUAGCAGAGAAGAUGCUGACAAACUGGUUCACAUUUCUGCUCUAUAAGUUCUUGAAGGAGUGUGCUGGGGAACCGCUCUUUAUGCUCUUCUGUGCUAUCAAGCAGCAGAUGGAAAAGGGACCCAUCGAUGCCAUUACUGGGGAGGCUCGAUACUCACUGAGUGAAGAUAAACUCAUCCGGCAACAGAUCGACUACAAGAUGCUUACACUGAGUUGUGUUUGUCCAGACAGUGAGAAUGGCACAGAGAUCCCUGUGAAGGUCCUUAAUUGUGACACAAUCACACAGACCAAGGACAAGCUGCUGGAUGCUGUGUAUAAGGGCAUCCCACACACUCAGAGACCAAAGGCUGAAGACAUGGACUUAGAGUGGCGACAGGGACGGAUUACAAGGAUCGUGCUGCAGGAUGAGGACGUCACUACAAAGAUUGAAUAUGAUUGGAAACGGCUGAACACACUGGCGCACUAUCAGGUGACUGAUGGAUCCACGAUGGCCCUUAUCCCCAAACAGGUGUCGGCCUACAACAUCACCAAUUCUUUCACAUUUACCCGCUCUCUGAGUCGAUAUGAGAGUCUUCUGCGCACAUCCAGCAGUCCUGACAGCUUGCGCUCUCGUGCACCCAUGAUCACCCCUGACCAGGAGACUGGAACCAAACUUUGGCACUUAGUAAAGAAUCAUGACCACUCUGAUAAUAAGGAAGGUGACCGUGGCAGCAAAAUGGUAUCUGAGAUUUAUCUGACUCGCUUACUAGCGACCAAGGGGACGCUGCAGAAGUUUGUGGAUGACCUUUUUGAGACUGUGUUUAGCACAGCACAUAGAGGCAGCGCCCUUCCCCUAGCUAUUAAGUACAUGUUUGACUUUUUAGAUGAACAGGCAGAAAGAAGACAGAUUACAGACCCUGAUGUGCGGCACACAUGGAAGAGCAAUUGCCUCCCACUGCGUUUCUGGGUGAAUGUGAUCAAGAACCCACAGUUUGUGUUUGACAUCCACAAGAACAGUAUCACAGAUGCCUGUCUUUCUGUUGUGGCCCAAACCUUUAUGGACUCUUGUUCUACAUCAGAGCAUCGCCUGGGCAAGGAUUCCCCAAGUAACAAACUGCUCUAUGCCAAGGAUAUCCCCAACUACAAAACCUGGGUGGAGAGAUAUUACAGAGACAUCAGUAAGAUGUCAGCAAUUAGCGACCAGGACAUGGAUGCCUACUUGGUAGAGCAAUCACGACUGCACGCCAAUGAAUUCAACUCUCUGAGUGCACUUAGUGAACUCUACUUCUAUGUGAAUAAGUACCAGGAAGAAAUUCUCACAGCUCUAGACCGUGAUUCGUACUGCCGCAAGCACAAACUGCGUCAGAGGCUGGAGCAAGUAAUCAAUAUGGUAUCCAGUAACAGCUGAGCGUUCAGCCCUUGUCCCCUGGAAGCUCCCAAAGACAAGCCUUUGGAUAAGCCAGUUAGUGAGAAGUGUUGGCUGGGAGCCCCAUGGGAGAGGGGUUCAUAAGAGACGGGCAAUGUGCAAAGCUAGGGCACUGCCACAGAGACUUCAUGGAGCCACCAAUGGGAGCCUGUGUCACCAGAGCUGACAUCUCGGAUCUCUUUGGUUUGCAGCAGAAACAUCACCAGCCAUGGCCCCGUGUGCCCAUGGGCAUACAGCUUCCCUGCCCACCCCACAUCCUUUUAUCUGUGUGUAAAAAGGUGCCCACAGUGCCUUGUGCUAUGUUUGUAAGGGCAGCUUGGCAGUAGGGCACAUCCCUGGCACUUUUGCCAUGCUAGUGUUUGGUGUCCUUGUAUUUGGUUCCAAGUGUCCCCAAGAGGAACCCCAAGUGCACAGAGAGGGGCAUCUCAAACUCCCAAUCUCUCUGUAGAAGACAUGAAGCCAUAUGGGGGAGCCCCAUCCCUUCUCCCCACAAAUAAUCUCACUGCACUCUGGUACCCCAAUGUUCUGCUGCUCUAUUAUUGUGCUUGUUGGUCUUUGCCCAUCACAGAAGGAGCUUUAACUUGAUUAGGGGGCCCUUUUGUUCUGGGUUAUGUUCAUUGCCAUGCAAUACCAGUGCUGAUCUUUGCAAGGGGAGGUUGGGGGGCUAUCCCAGUACCACAUGAUCAGUCAUUACAUGUUGGUAUUCACCAUCAUAUAGAGACAAUACUGCAAGCUUCACUGGCAAUCAAAGGGUUAAACCCCAAUUCCAGGUUCUGGUAUCUAGAUCUUGGCUUUUUGUAUGUGUGUGUUAUUUAUUUAACUUAUUUUUUAUUAAGCCCUUGGCUGCAAGCAGUGUGUAAUAAUCAGUAACGUGUGUGUGAUAUAAACCUCCAGUUGGUAACGCCACUUGAAUCUCUGCCCCUGAUCACUGCACCUCUGGCAUUGCUCUUGCACAACACUCAUUAUCUUCCUCUACAUGCUCCCCUAAAGUUCCCUGACUUUCCACAAUUACCUUCUUUCUACUGGCUACCCACUAGCCCCAUCCCUUUGUUUCUCCUCCCAGUCGCUUCCCAUGAUCCUCUUCCCUGUACUCAAUAGGACCUGUCAGCCCUUUCCUGUACUGUCUACCUAUCAUUUAUUUCACUGUACUCCCUACUAUACAUAAGCCCCUUUCCUGUACUCCUUGAUCAUUAUCCUCCUAUACUGUUCCCCUGUACUCUCCUUCAUCCCAUCAUCUUACUGUUCCCCUGUACUUGCUGGCUUCCCAUCAGCUCCAUACCUGUCUCUCUUGUAUAUACUAUGCAUCAUUCUCUCUUCCCUGUCUCCCUGUACUAUCAUCCCUGUGUGCCAUUUUCACCUGUCAGGGUUGUCACCAGGAAGGUAAAGGGGUGUGUCAUCACAUCCAAAAGAUGUGUAGUGGGAUUUUUAGGACCCUAAGCUGGUUAAUGGGCUGGGUUUCUGCAUAAUGGGUGUGGCAGGUGUUUUUCUAGGGCCCCAUUCUACUUGUUGUCAGUGCCCUCAACCCAUGGGGCACAAAUGACCAAUAGGGUAAUAAUUGGGGCACCUUGGGGGAGAGUCACUGGUAAUUUAGUAGUGUGGGUGCCCAUGAGUCUUGAUGGUGGCCCUGCCUCCAGUCCCUUUCCAUUAUCAAGUAAGGUCUUCUCAAACUAGUUGUAAACGGAGGAGACGGAUGUUGUAGCUGUUGAGUACAGUGUUGGUGUGAAACUUGGGUAGUUGUGCAAUCACUAUAUACUCCGUCAGUCUCUUAGUGACACCCCAGAGUACAGUAUUGCCCCCUAACUGUGUGAGCCUCGAGGGGCACAAACCAAAGCAUACAAGUGAAAGCAAUAAUCGGGCAGUUCCUGAGUGUGUGUUGCUGUAUAUGCAGGUUCCCCCCAUACAGAGAUGUUUCCGGGAUCAGGUGUCCCAUCUCCAAGCCAGAGAGUUUGGUGGUAACUUGCCUGUCCAUGUUCCGUAUUGCCAAACCUGAAACAUUCCAUAGAAGCAUUUAGUCUCAGCAGCAGCCGACACACUGAUUUCUGUAUUGAUACCUCUCAGUGGGAACAGCUUUGGCCUUUCCUUGGGGCAGUGUAUAAAUAUGGAGAAAUAUAUAUAUAUAUAUUUGUGAUAUUUGUGCAUUUCUUUUUCUGUAUAUUUGUGCCAUUUUAUCUCAUAUUCUUCAUCGGUUCUCUCUCUUAUUGAGGUUUCUAUACGUUCUAGCAGUAAGACAGGUUGAUGUGUGCGGCAGCUAGGUAAUUCUCUGUUCCACUGCAAUGUCCUGCAGGCCAGCACCCAGACGCUUGAAAUCUCCACCAUCAAUGAAGGAAUUUAGGUGCCUUAGCAACAUAUUCCACCCCACCAUAGGAUCUGCCAUUUCCCUGCAGAUAUGGGGGAGCCAAUGAAAUGGGCAGGGUGUACAGUAUUUAGCAGCACUUUAUGUCCACGGUGGCUGAGGAUCCAAUACUGUGAGCAUGGCUUUUUUAUUUCAGGAUGUUUUUUUGCAGAAUAAAUCAUAUAAAAUCA
This is a messenger RNA of Xenopus laevis (African clawed frog), 8384 nucleotides long. It is a transcript of the gene plxna3.L, whose product is annotated as plexin A3 L homeolog. The record is from RefSeq and is a predicted model, not a curated record. Bases 234 to 5843 code for a protein of 1869 amino acids. NCBI's taxonomy places the organism in Eukaryota, Metazoa, Chordata, Amphibia, Anura, Pipidae. The transcript has 32 exons. Gene Ontology annotation, molecular function: semaphorin receptor activity; signaling receptor activity. Gene Ontology annotation, biological process: semaphorin-plexin signaling pathway; regulation of cell migration; branchiomotor neuron axon guidance. Gene Ontology annotation, cellular component: plasma membrane; semaphorin receptor complex.